Messenger RNA from Morchella sextelata, 1368 nucleotides. RefSeq lists its product as uncharacterized. The coding region runs from base 1 to 1368 and encodes 455 amino acids. The record is from RefSeq and is a predicted model, not a curated record. Gene Ontology annotation, biological process: carbohydrate metabolic process. NCBI's taxonomy places the organism in Eukaryota, Fungi, Ascomycota, Pezizomycetes, Pezizales, Morchellaceae. The transcript is spliced from 5 exons.
AUGCCUAUAUCCCAGGUUUUUGCGACAUUUGGCGGAGUUCCCACUACACCCAUCAACAAAAGGGAUCUUGUGUCAACUAAGCUCAGAUUUGACCGUUCAAUGGGAGGGUAUCCUACCGAGGUUAAAAAAGAUCUUGGUUCGGAGCGUAUUGUGGGUAGAGAUGCGAGCUCUGUGAUUGCUGAGGGCGUAAGGUUAUCGAAUGACUUUUGGAAUUAUUUCUGGGACAGCGAUAAACAACACUAUGUAUCCAAAAAAGCGACCUCGGAGACUAUAGGAGACUACAACGGAACCCUUCUAUGGGGAUAUGUUAUUGGCACCCAAGGCCUUCUGGAAGCCCACGCUCAUUCUGGCGAGUUUGCAUCUGAGAUUACUGCCGCCCUAGGCACAAAUGGCAUUGGGAAAUUCUUUCAAAGCUCACUCAAUGCAUACACCGCAUGGGUCUACCCGGGGACAGACAAAGAUGCCUACUAUGAUGACAAUGCUCAAGUCGCGAUCGCAUUUCUGCGUGCAUACGAGCUCGGACUGUCCGACAAGGCUAUGUACCUUACUCAAGCACAGAAGGUCAUUGACUUCCUCUCUGGUGGCUGGGACGAAACCAAUGGUGGUGUCAUCUGGCAUUAUGGUGAUACGGGCAGAAACGCUGUCACAACGUCCUUGACUGCCGUGGCCAUGUUGAGACUCGUUAAGCUUGGACAGGUGACCCCAGGCAUGUCUAAGUCUCAGUUGACCGCGUUCGCGACCAAGUGUAUCGAGUGGGUUCUUACUGAGCUGCAGGUGGAUUCGGGGCUGAUCAAGGAUGGUCCUAACGAUGCACAACUUUACACUUACAAUACUGGUCUUGUCAUCAAUGCUAUCUCAUUGAUGAAUGAACUUAACCCCAGUUACAACGGCGGAUCCAAGGCGAGGACACUCGUAAACGCAGCACUCGACAGGAGCAAGGCCUUGUUCGACACCUCUGUUCCCACCGUUGAGCAUAGAUACUGGUGGGACAAUGUCUUCUUCUGCCAGCUUCUUGUCGAGGGAUUGGCAGAGUACGUCAGAGUCUUUGGUAACGAUAACGCUGGUCUUGCUUCACAGAUCAAGACUGAAUUCAAGAGACAUACCGAUUACAUUAUGACCUACUUGAAGGAUGAUAGUGAUGGGCUAUACUGGCGAGGUCUUGAACUCUACACUAUCAAUGACGACACACUCGCAGCAUACAAGACUCUUACCGGAGACACCACAAGGCAACCCAAGUAUGCCCAGGAGGAGAGAUACUACGAUGCAGCGAGCAUGGCUCUUCCAAUUGCCCAGCGUGGAAUGGCAAAGACCGUGAUCGCACAGGGCGGUGUAGCAAGAAUCCUCUUGAUUGCUGCGAGGCAUCUUUGA